AUGGAGGACGGCGCGGUGCGCGCGGACUGGCGCGCGAUCGACGUCGUCGACGACGCGUGGGCGAACGACGCGCUGCCGGACGACGCGGUGCGGUUGAACGCGGAGAUGGCGGCGCCGGUGGACGACGCGGAGGAGGGGAACGAGGACGGCGGGACGGGAGGAAACGAAGACGAGACGUGGAAGGAUUUAGGUUUGAACGAUGUGAGGUGA
This is a messenger RNA of Ostreococcus lucimarinus CCE9901, 210 nucleotides long. RefSeq lists its product with no specific name. The coding region runs from base 1 to 210 and encodes 69 amino acids. The transcript is spliced from 3 exons. Lineage: Eukaryota; Viridiplantae; Chlorophyta; Mamiellophyceae; Mamiellales; Bathycoccaceae. The record is from RefSeq and is a predicted model, not a curated record.